CAAAAGUCGGCGGUCUAGGCAUCUUACAUGGUCGUGCUUAGAUUUUCCCUCUUCGACCUGGUCGACUACAUACUGUACAUCAAGUUUAAUUAACCCGCCAAAGCUACAUCUUCAUAUUCGUCACUACCUGCUCAAUCCCGUCAAAUGUUUUCGUACUGUCUCUUUGUUUCCAGCCAAACAACAAACAUCUUCUUCCCGUUCAAGGUUGUGAAAGUCACACUCUCUACCCGACCAUGGAGCGGUUGAAGAGACAACUCAAUGGGCCCUCGAGCCGUCGAAUCCCCCUGCGGGCCUUUAUAUCUUAUGCGAUCGAUUAUUUGAUCAUAAUCGUGCUCGCCAUAAUCUACGCCGUGUUGGACAAGCUGGUCACUCCUUUCGCACAACACUUUUCCCUCAACAACAUCUCCAUACAGUACCCCUACGCGGUCAAGGAGAGAGUGCCCAUAGCCUGGGCCCUGGUCAUUUCGGGUCUCUUCCCUGCCGUCGUCAUUGGCGUCUACACCCUCUUCAUCGACGGCUGGUUCUCUCAUCACCGACGCACCACCCACGCGCGGUCCAGAUAUAGCUUCGCAGACCGGCUCUGGGAGCUCAACUGUGGUUGGUUGGGCCUUCUCCUCGCUCAGGGUGCCGCCUUUGUCAUCACUGGCAGUCUGAAGAACCUCUGCGGGAAGCCUCGUCCGGAUCUCGUGGAUCGAUGCCAACCCCGAGCCGGCUCCGCCGAUGCAGUGCCGUACGGUCUCGUCACAAAGGUGAUCUGUACGCAGACCAACUCUGCCAUCAUGCAAGACGGCUUUCGGUCGUUCCCGUCGGGCCACUCGUCUUCGUCCUUCGGUGGUCUCUUUUACCUCUCCCUCUACCUCGCCGCCAAAUUACACGUCCUCGACCAAAAGGGCGAAGUGUGGCGGACGGUGAUCGUCCUGAUCCCCACGUUGGCCGCCUCGUGUGUGGCCAUGUCCCGCAUCAUGGACGCCCGUCACCACCCGUUCGACGUCCUCUUUGGCUCGGCCCUCGGUAUCCUGUGCGCCUGGGGUUCGUACCGUCAGUAUUUCCCCCCGGUGAGCCACACGUGGGAAAAGGGUCGAGCGUACCCGAUGAGGACCUGGGGCACACCCGUCAGACGACCGGUCCUAGGCAAGGUCCUGGUCGACGCCGACACGCUCGAGGUCCUCGACGACAGGGUCCCUCCGGGUAACGACGACUACGGCGACAACGGCGUCGAGACUUCGGCUCACGAACUCAAACCUCAGACCUUGGGAUCCCGUUUGGCAACGACGAGCUACCAGUCUGACGGCUACGGACCCUCGGACGUCGAGACGGGUUACACUGCCGGGCCUCGACCCGCCGCGUCGCCACACCCGCUCCCCCUCGGGUCCCCGAGCAGUAGUGCCAACGCUUUCCGCGAUCAGAUUGCUCAGAACCAGCGCGCGAGGGCGGGAUACUACGGAGACCCUAGUCCGGAGCGCGAUGUAGGAGGAGGAGUGGCAGGAGGUUCGGACGACGAAGACGACCUCGCGUCGAGGAGAUUUUUACAGGGCCCUCCUUUACGGUCAUGAUAUUUCCUUGUUCAAGAGCUACCCCUACCUGGAGCUGGAUAUUUUUUUCUCUCUCUUCUCGAUUGUUUUGCAUACGCACGGGAUAGCACGCGGUACAAUUGCAUUCUCUGGUUCUUAAAAUUACAGGCAGGCAGGCAGGCAGGCAGGCAUGGAGUCUGGGGGAUGCAUUUCGAACAGGCUAGAAAAAGAGCAAUGACUGGAGAUCAUUUGUCCCAUACCGAGGAAGAAUAUGAUGAUCG
This is a messenger RNA of Exophiala oligosperma, 1792 nucleotides long. RefSeq lists its product as uncharacterized. The record is from RefSeq and is a predicted model, not a curated record. Gene Ontology annotation, biological process: phospholipid metabolic process. Bases 234 to 1553 code for a protein of 439 amino acids. The transcript has 3 exons. Gene Ontology annotation, molecular function: phosphatidate phosphatase activity. Lineage: Eukaryota; Fungi; Ascomycota; Eurotiomycetes; Chaetothyriales; Herpotrichiellaceae.